GUGCUCUGAUCUGACCAUGCAACGGGCACUGUAGGACCUCACUCGAGGGCCCUAGAUCCAGCCUUGCAAGGGUGAAAGGAAACUCCUUAGAGGAAGUGAUAGACAACACGGUCUUGAGUCACAGGACUUUGGGAAGUGAAGACAAAGACUCAGAAGCAAAUGGAAGCUUGAAGAACUGCAGCAUUUAUUGCCGUUGACAUGUUGCUGUAUGUAUGUUACUCGCUUCUUUUUAAUCUUCUGUCUCCUUCCACGAUGAUGUGAGCUCCGCCACUGCAGACACCUGUCUCUUUGAAAAGUUCACUAUGGGAUCCUCAGCGCUUAGAGCAGAGCCUGGCACCUAGCAGGUGUUCAAACAGUACCUGUGGAAGAGCGAGGGCCUGGCUGCACCGCCUCACACGGACGGCUGCCGGCGUCCACGCCUCCGCCCCGGCUCCCACGAGGGCUGUCUGCAGAGGGCCGGGGCCCGCCGUCCUCACUGCGACCCCGCAGAAGCUCGGACUCAGAAGCGUCACGCGGCUCCACUCCCGCUGCUGGGAUUUCCUCUGUUCGGCCUCUGCUGGAACUGCGUAAUGAGGAGCCCUCCUCGUCUCACCACAGCCUCCGCUUUAUUGUUGCCCGAUGCCGAAGCGGUUGCGCCAGUUUGUUUUCCCCCGGGCCAGCGACGGUUUCUGGGGCACGGCACGCUGAGGGGUGUAGUCCGAACUCCGCCAUCGGCAUCCAGAGGGCGGCCCACCCGGGAACGGGAAACGACUACAACUCCCAGAGUGCCCCGCGCCGCCGGGAGCCCUGCGUCCGCCGGGGCUGCGAGGCCGGGAAGGUGCCGGCGCCCCGGCCCUCGCCUGCGCUCCUUGGAGGUGAAAUGCUCCCUGUGUGUUGUGGGGAUCCAGGCCCUGGCAGAAAUGAAUCGGUGGCGGGAAGUCCUGUCCUGGGUUCUUCAGUAUUACCAGGCUCCUGAAAAGCUGCCCCCCAAAGUCCUGGAGCUGUGUGUUCUUUUAUACAGCAAAAUGCAAGAGCCUGCAGCCAUGCUGGAAGUGGUCCGUGCCUGGCUCCAAGACCCAGACAAUCAGGGCCUUCCAGAAUACAGAGCCUUGGUAGAACUUCACCUGCAGCGGGUUCUGCUGCCUCUGGGCUGCUUGUCGGAGGCUGAGGAGCUAGUGGUGGACUCUGUAGCCUUCAGUGAUGAGCAGCGGCUGGAUGCACUCCAGGCCAUUAGCACAGCGAGGGAACAGCAGAAACAUGAACACUCUGGCUCUGAGGAGGCCCAGAAACUAAACCAGGAAGGCUCCUCCUCCCACAAAUUUCUGUCACUACUGAUGUCUCUUCGCCGGCUUUGGGACUUUGUAGUGAGCCACUUCUUUUCCCUGCCCUUCAAGAAGAGCCUUGUGGCUGCCUUGAUCCUCUGCCUCUUGGUGGCAAGGUUUGAUCCAGCUUCUCCGUCUUCCCUGCCCUUCCUCUACAAGCUGGCGCACAUCUUCCAUCGGAUCCGGGAGGCCGUGUCUUCUCCUCUCUGCCAGCUUCCCAUCCAGAACUGAGUGGUCUUCCUCACUCACCUCACUGCCCCUC
Messenger RNA from Equus quagga, 1563 nucleotides. RefSeq names its product peroxisomal biogenesis factor 26 (gene PEX26). Gene Ontology annotation, cellular component: peroxisome; peroxisomal membrane. The coding region runs from base 570 to 1532 and encodes 320 amino acids. The record is from RefSeq and is a predicted model, not a curated record. Gene Ontology annotation, molecular function: protein-containing complex binding; ATPase binding. The transcript is spliced from 6 exons. Gene Ontology annotation, biological process: protein import into peroxisome matrix; protein import into peroxisome membrane. NCBI's taxonomy places the organism in Eukaryota, Metazoa, Chordata, Mammalia, Perissodactyla, Equidae.